AUGAGAGGUGGUGAGGAGGAGAAGAUCGAUGGCGCCGGAUCAGGGCGCCGCCAGGAGUUGAAUGAGGGUUGGGGCGCAGGGGGUAGCAUAUGGGCUGGCACCCGUGGGAUAAAGGGGAAGCCGGAGGCCGUCGCGAUUGGGAUCUGGGGGUCCCACGGGAAUCGUUGGAGCUGCGGUGGUGGUGAGUGGGCGCGUGGAUGGCGGCGCUGUGUGGGUGCGUUAGUUUGGGCGGGGCCCGCGGGAGGGUGGGGUGGGGCGGAAGAGGUGAGGUGGUGGAAGUGUUGUGGGUUUUUCGGGGGGCUUGGGGGUUCCUGUUGGUCGGGCAUUGGAAGGUCGGGUAACGGGGGGGCGGGCGGCCGGGGGCAAGCAGGUGGUGGUUCGACGGCCGCGCUUGUGUGUGUACGUGUGGGCCAUGGGGUGGCUGGCAGAGGAGGGGGCGGGGAGUGGGUGGCGGGUGGGGUCUCGGGACCGGUCAUGAGGACGGAUGUCGUGAGUGUGUUGUCGAGGGUUUUGUCGAGAGGCGAUGCGGUGGGGGCAGCGGUCGUGGUCUGGCGGUUGGAGGAGAGCUGUGCUCGGUGCGGGGUGAAUGGUCGGGUGUUGACGCGCGGGGGGGGGGGGGGGGGGGGGGGGGGGGGGGGGGGGGGGGGGGGGGGGGGGGGGGGGGGGGGGGGGGGGGGGGGGGGGGGGGGGGGGGGGGGGGGGGGGGGGGGGGGGGGGGGGGGGGGGGGGGGGGGGGGGGGGGGGGGGGGGGGGGGGGGGGGGGGGGGGGGGGGGGGGGGGGGGGGGGGGGGGGGGGGGGGGGGGGGGGGGGGGGGGGGGGGGGGGGGGGGGGGGGGGGGGGGGGGGGGGGGGGGGGGGGGGGGGGGGGGGGGGGGGGGGGGGGGGGGGGGGGGGGGGGGGGGGGGGGGGGGGGGGGGGGGGGGGGGGGGGGGGGGGGGGGGGGGGGGGGGGGGGGGGGGGGGGGGGGGGGGGGGGGGGGGGGGGGGGGGGGGGGGGGGGGGGGGGGGGGGGGGGGGGGGGGGGGGGGGGGGGGGGGGGGGGGGGGGGGGGGGGGGGGGGGGGGGGGGGGGGGGGGGGGGGGGGGGGGGGGGGGGGGGGGGGGGGGGGGGGGGGGGGGGGGGGGGGGGGGGGGGGGGGGGGGGGGGGGGGGGGGGGGGGGGGGGGGGGGGGGGGGGGGGGGGGGGGGGGGGGGGGGGGGGGGGGGGGGGGGGGGGGGGGGGGGGGGGGGGGGGGGGGGGGGGGGGGGGGGGGGGGGGGGGGGGGGGGGGGGGGGGGGGGGGGGGGGGGGGGGGGGGGGGGGGGGGGGGGGGGGGGGGGGGGGGGGGGGGGGGGGGGGGGGGGGGGGGGGGGGGGGGGGGGGGGGGGGGGGGGGGGGGGGGGGGGGGGGGGGGGGGGGGGGGGGGGGGGGGGGGGGGGGGGGGGGGGGGGGGGGGGGGGUGGGGGGGGGGGGGGGGGGGGGGGGGGGGGGGGGGGGGGAGGGGGAGGGGGGGGGGGGGGGGUGGAUGCGAGUGGGACUGUGUGUGUGGUGUGGUGUGGGGGGGGGGGCGCUGCACGAAGAGCGUCGAACGAGCAGAGAAAGACAAAGGAGGCGAGACGGGGGAGAAGCGCAUAGAGAUAGAAGAGCGAGCGAAGCGACGAAGAGAGAGAGAGAAGACGCGAGAGAUCUAA
Messenger RNA from Knipowitschia caucasica, 1668 nucleotides. The record is from the annotation of a GenBank genome assembly. Lineage: Eukaryota; Metazoa; Chordata; Actinopteri; Gobiiformes; Gobiidae.